This is a messenger RNA of Eleginops maclovinus (Patagonian blennie), 777 nucleotides long. Its product is annotated as MORN repeat-containing protein 4-like. NCBI's taxonomy places the organism in Eukaryota, Metazoa, Chordata, Actinopteri, Perciformes, Eleginopidae. The coding region runs from base 160 to 597 and encodes 145 amino acids. Gene Ontology annotation, biological process: response to axon injury. Gene Ontology annotation, cellular component: cell projection. The transcript is spliced from 5 exons. The record is from RefSeq and is a predicted model, not a curated record.
CUGAGAUAGGGGAAGUGGAAGCAAUACAGGGAAAAGGCUAAAUUGUCGCUGAGAGGAGCAGAAAUCCUCCGUUGUUUUCAGUGAUGUAGAGAAAAAGGACUGUUAAUAAAACAGGGUUUCAGGUGAUGAUCUGAGGAUGUGUUUCUGCCUGCAGGACCCAUGACCCUGACACGAGGUUCCUUCAGCUACUCCAAUGGCGAGGAGUACCACGGCGAAUGGAAAGAAGGUCUGCGUCACGGCCUGGGUCAGCUGACCUUCAGCGACGGGACGUGCUACACGGGUCAGUUUGAGAACGGGCUGUUCAACGGCUGCGGGAUGCUGGUCUUCCCCGACGGAUCCAGGUAUGAAGGUGAAUUUGUGCAGGGUAAAUUUCAAGGCGCUGGCGUCUUCACACGCUUCGACGGGAUGAGGUUCGAGGGCGAGUAUAAAAGUGGCUGUGUGGAUGGAUACGGAGUGCUGACGUUUCUGGAUGGAGGCCCCGGAGGCGGCAAUGAGGGUCUGUUUGAGAGCAACCAGCUGGUGAGGAGGGAGAACAGCCAGGGGGCCGUGCUGAGGGCGCAGGCAGCCGCCGCCAAGGCCCGAGCUCUGGCCAUGUGACCCCGGACUACAUUUCCCACAGUGCCCCACCAUCAGGACCGCCAUCCUCUUGGUUUGAACAGCUGAUUAUGUGAUUUAUGAAGAGAUUUGUUCCUUUAGUUUCCGUCUCGUUCAGCAUGUGUGUGUGUUAUUUCGAUUUCGCAUCUCUGUACCGUGCAGUAUUCUCUGGAGUAGAAGUCU